AUGCUAUGCAGACGACACUCUGGUGUUGGCCGGAGGCAGGGGCUGGCGGAAUUGAAGUUGGGCCGUUUGGCGGUGGACCAGGUGGUCAGCUCCCUGAAAGCGAUAGGCCUCACGGUGGCUCCCCUCAAAACGGAAAUGCUGUUUAUGAAUAAUCGUGCAAGGGGAGAGCUGUCGAGGGCCCGGAUCCGGAUCGACAACGUCUUCGUGAUGGCGGGUCCCACGUUAAAAUACCUGGGGCUUGUCCUGGAUGGCAAAUGGGGGUUCCAGAAACAUUUCGAGCUUCUGACCCCCAAGUUGGGCAGGGUGGCCAAUGUGUUGGGUGGCUUCCUGCCCAACCUCGGCAGCCCUAAGAGGAGGGCACGGCGGCUGUAUAUUGGCGUCGUCCACAGCAUGGCUCUUUACGGGGCCCCGGUCUGGGCGAGCGCGAUGGCGACCAACCAGAGAUUAAUUUCCCUGGCGCACCGCAUUCACCGGUGGAGCAUCCACUUGGAGGGGGCGACGAGCCGGUCGGGAACACGGGUCUCCGAGGCCAUCCGGCCCUGUCUAAAGGAAUGGGUAAACAGGGCCCGCGGGGAGUUGUCCUUCCGGACAACGCAGAUACUCACCGGACACGGAUGCUUCGGUGAGUACUUGCAUAGGAUAGGUAGGGAGCUCACCUUCCGCUACCACCACUGUGGUGACAAGGUGGACUCGGCGCAGCACACCCUCGAGGAAUGUUCCUCGUGA
Messenger RNA from Odontomachus brunneus, 726 nucleotides. RefSeq lists its product as uncharacterized. NCBI's taxonomy places the organism in Eukaryota, Metazoa, Arthropoda, Insecta, Hymenoptera, Formicidae. The record is from RefSeq and is a predicted model, not a curated record. The transcript has 2 exons. Bases 1 to 726 code for a protein of 241 amino acids.